GAAAGGCGGGAGGGGACCGCCGAGCUCCGGGGCUGAGAGCGCCGCGGCCACAGCCAGCAGCGGGUUAAGCGCCGCCCGCGCCGAGAGAGCUGAGCCCUGCCGCCGCUCCGAGCUCGCAUUCGGAUCCGCUAGAGCAGGAAGAUGGCGACGGACAGCGCGAGCUGCGAGCCCGACUUGUCCCGCGCCCCGGGCGACGCGGAGGGGGCCACGGCGGAGGCGGCGAAAAAGGAGUUUGAUGUGGACACCCUCAGCAAAUCAGAGCUGCGGAUGCUCCUCAGUGUGAUGGAAGGUGAACUAGAAGCCAGAGACCUCGUGAUUGAGGCCCUGCGGGCUCGCAGGAAGGAGGUGUUCAUCCAGGAACGUUAUGGGAGAUUUAAUCUAAACGACCCUUUCCUGGCACUCCAGAGAGACUAUGAAGCGGGUGCUGGUGACAAAGAGAAGCCAGUCUGCACCAACCCACUCUCCAUUCUUGAAGCCGUCAUGGCCCACUGCAGAAAAAUGCAAGAAAGAAUGUCCGCACAGCUGGCUGCCGCUGAGAGUAGGCAGAAAAAGUUGGAGAUGGAAAAGCUCCAGCUUCAGGCCCUUGAACAGGAGCACAAGAAGCUGGCUGCCCACCUGGAGGAAGAGAGGGGCAAGAACAAGCACGUGGUCCUGAUGCUGGUGAAGGAGUGCAAGCAGCUCUCAGGCAAAGUCGUAGAGGAAGCUCAGAAGCUGGAGGAAGUCAUGGUGAAAUUGGAGGAGGAAAAGAAAAAGACAAGUGAGUUAGAAGACCAGCUCUCCGCUGAGAAACAGAGAAGCGCUGGAAUGGAAGCUCAGCUGGAGAAACAGCUCUUUGAGUUUGAUACGGAACGGGAGCAGCUGCGGGCCAAGCUGACCCGAGAAGAAGCACACACCACCGACCUCAAAGAGGAGAUAGACAAGAUGAAGAAAAUGAUGGAGCAAAUGAAGAAAGGCAACGAUGGGAAGCCCGGACUCUCCCUCCCCCGGAAGACAAAAGAUAAGCGACUGGCUUCCAUAUCUGUGGCAACAGAAGGGCCUGUGACAAGGUCUGUUGCUUGCCAGACAGAUGUAGUGACAGAAAGCACUGACCCUGUGAAGAAAUUGCCUUUGUCUGUACCCAUAAAACCUUCCACAGGGAGCCCCCUAGUUUCCACAAACACAAAAGGGAAUGUGGGCCCCAGUGCCCUGCUGAUUAGACCAGGUAUUGAUAGACAAGCUUCCCACAGUGACUUGGGUCCCUCUCCACCUACUGCCCUACCGUCAAGUGCAAGUAGAAUUGAGGAAAACGGACCAAGUGCAGGCAAUGCCCCUGACCUAUCAAACAGCACACCCUCAACUCCUAGUGGAACUGCCCCUGCUGCUGCUCAGACACUAGGUGCAGCACCCCAGAACCAUUCACAAGCUCCUCCUGUGCACAGUUUACAUUCACCGUGUGCCAACACUCAUCCAGGUCUCAACCCACGCAUCCAAGCAGCUAGAUUUAGAUUUCAGGGCAAUGCAAAUGACCCAGACCAGAAUGGAAAUAACACUCAAAGUCCUCCCUCCAGAGAUGUUUCUCCUACGAGUCGUGACAACCUAGUAGCCAAGCAGCUAGCUCGGAAUACUGUGACCCAAGCGCUGUCCAGAUUUACCAGCCCUCAAGCAGGUGCUUCUUCAAGGCUGGGAGCAUCUCCAGGAGGCGAUGCUGGCACCUGCCCUCCAGUUGGUCGAACCGGUUUAAAGACUCCAGGGGCAGCACGAGUUGACAGAGGAAAUCCUCCUCCUAUCCCUCCCAAAAAGCCAGGGCUCUCCCAAACUCCUUCUCCACCACACCCUCAACUGAGGGCCUCCAAUGCAGGGGCCAAAGUUGAUAACAAAAUUGUGGCUUCACCUCCCUCUACAUUGCCACAAGGGACCAAGGUAGUAAAUGAGGAGAACGUCCCUAAGUCAUCCUCCCCUCAGCUGCCACCAAAACCAUCCAUAGAUUUAACUGUGGCAUCUGCAGGCUGUCCCGUUUCGGCCCUGGCCACGUCUCAGGUGGGUGCCUGGCCUGCUGAAACCCCUGGACUGAACCAACCCGCAUGUACAGACAGCUCCCUUGUCAUUCCCACCACCGUUGCCUUUCGCUCUUCCAUAAACCCUGUUAGUGCCUCAUCCCGUAGCCCCGGUGCCUCAGACAGCCUCUUGGUAACAGCAUCAGGCUGGUCACCCUCCCUAACCCCUUUGCUAAUGAGUGGUGGUCCUGCCCCCCUGGCUGGCAGGCCCACCCUUCUUCAGCAAGCUGCUGCCCAGGGAAAUGUCACUCUAUUAUCAAUGCUGCUUAAUGAAGAAGGACUGGACAUAAAUUACUGCUGUGAAGAUAGCCAUUCUGCCUUGUAUUCUGCUGCUAAGAAUGGACAUACAGACUGUGUGCGAUUGCUGCUGAAUGCAGAAGCCCGCGUCGACGCUGCUGAUAAAAAUGGCUUCACACCCUUGUGCGUUGCAGCCGCUCAGGGACAUUUUGAAUGUAUAGAAUUACUAACUGCAUACAAUGCCAACAUUAAUCACUCUGCUGCUGGAGGACAGACACCUCUGUACCUGGCCUGUAAAACUGGAAAUAAGGAAUGUAUCAAACUCCUGCUGGAAGCUGGCACUGACCGGAGUAUAAAAACCAGAGAUGGCUGGACACCAAUUCAUGCAGCCGUGGACACUGGUAAUGUGGACAGCCUCAAGCUAUUGAUGUACCAUAGAGUGCCAGCCCCUGGAAACUCUUUGAGUGCAGAAGAGCCCAAGUCAGGCUUGUUCAGCUUGAAUGGAGGUGAGAGCCCUCCAGGUUCAUCUAAGCCUGUGGUUCCUGCGGACCUCAUUAACCACGCUGACAAAGAAGGCUGGACUGCUGCCCAUAUUGCUGCUUCCAAAGGUUUCAAGAACUGCCUAGAAAUCUUGUGUAGGCAUGGAGGGCUAGAGCCGGAAAGGAGAGACAAGUGCAAUCGGACUGUGCAUGAUGUUGCCACUGAUGACUGCAAGCAUUUGCUGGAGAAUCUGAAUGCUCUUAAAAUACCCUUAAGGAUUUCCGUGGGUGAAAUUCAACCAAGCAACGACGGUUCUGACGACUUUGAAUGUGAACACACAAUAUGCACUUUAAAUAUCCGCAAACAGACAUCAUGGGAAGAUUUUUCAAAAGCAGUGAGUCAGGCUCUGACAAAUCACUUCCAAGCCAUCUCUUCUGAUGGAUGUUGGGGUCUGGAAGAUGGGACACUUAAUAACACGACUGACUCCUGCAUCGGUCUUGGCACCAGCAGCAUACAAUCCAUCAUGCUAGGAAGUAUUCCGUGGUCAACUGGUCAGAGCUUUUCCCAGUCCCCGUGGGACUUCAUGAAGAAGAAGAAGGUGGAGCAGGUCACAGUGCUCUUGUCAGGUCCCCAAGAAGGCUGCCUCAGUAGUGUGACUUAUACAUCCAUGAUCCCACUUCAGAUGCUGCAGAACUACCUCAGGCUGGUUGAGCAAUAUCAUAAUGUCAUUUUCCAUGGCCCAGAAGGAAGCUUGCAAGACUACAUAGCAAAUCAGCUUGCCCUCUGCAUGAAGCACAGACAGAUGGCUGCAGGAUUCCCCUGUGAAAUAGUGAGAGCUGAGGUGGAUUCAGGUUUCUCCAAGGAACAGCUAGUAGACGUGUUCAUCAGUAAUGCCUGUCUGAUCCCAGUAAAGCAGUUCCCUGUUAAGAAGAAAAUAAUCGUCAUCUUGGAAAAUUUGGAAAAAUCAUCAUUGUCUGAGUUACUGGGGGACUUUUUGGCACCUUUGGAGAAUCGCAGCACUGAAAGCCCAUGCACUUUCCAGAAAGGUAAAGGAAAUGGAACAUCUGAAUGCUAUUAUUUCCAUGAGAACUGCUUUCUGCUGGGAACCCUCGCCAAGGCUUGUCUCCAGGGCUCUGACCUGCUGGUGCAGCAACACUUCCGCUGGGUUCAGCUGCGCUGGGAUUGCGAGCCCAGUCAAGGACUGCUUCAGAGGUUCCUCCGAAGAAAAGCAGUCAGCAAGUUCAGAGGUCAGCUGCCCGCACCCUGUGAUCCUGUGUGUAAAAUUGUGGACUGGGUUAUCUCUGUCUGGAGGCAGCUCAACUCCUGCCUGGCCCGCUUGGGUACACCGGAAGCACUUCUUGGACCCAAGUAUUUCCUGUCUUGUCCAGUAGUCCCGGGACAUGCCCAAGCAACAGUGAAGUGGAUGUCUAAGCUGUGGAACGCCAUCAUUGCUCCCCGAGUUCAAGAAGCAAUACUGUCAAGAGCCGCCAUGAACAAACAACCUGGUGCUAGGCAGACAGCUUCGAAGAAGCACCCUAGCCAAGGGCAGCAGGCUGUGGUGAGGGCUGCUCUCAGCAUUCUGCUUAAUAAAGCCAUUCUGCAUGGCUGUCCCCUUCCCAGGACAGAGCUGGACCAGCAGAUAGCAGACUUCAAAGGGGGAAGUUUCCCUCUGUCAAUAGUUUCAAGUUAUAGCAAGAAGAAAGGAGAGAGUGCAGCCUGGAGAAAGGUGAACACCAGUCCUCGCAAGAAACCUGGGCACUUCUCCUCACCCAUGUGGAACAAGCCAGACCUGAAGCAUGAAGGUAUGAGAAACAAGAGUGUACCACAUCUGAAUAUUAACAGGAGCUCCUCUCUGUCAAAGCAACAGUCCUUAGAGAAUGAUCUAUCCAUGACAUUGACUUUGGACCACAGACUCUCUUUGGGUUCAGAUGAUGAGGCAGAUCUGGUCAAAGAACUCCAGAGUAUGUGUUCCAGCAAAUCUGAGUCUGAUAUAAGCAAGAUUGCUGAUUCCAGGGAAGACUUAAGGACAUUUGAUAGUUCAAGAACCAACCCUGUGACUUCAGCACCUGUUAACCUGAGGAUGCCAGUGCCACAGAAGGAAGCCAGUCCUCUCAGCAGCCAUCAAACUACCGAAUGCAGCAACAGUAAAUCCAAGACUGAGUUGGGUGUCUCAAGAGUUAAAUCUUUUCUUCCUGUUCCUAGAAGUAAAGUCGCCCAGUGUUCCCAGAACACCAAAAGAAGCAGCAGCAGCAGCAGUAAUACAAGGCAACUAGAAAUCAAUAACAACUCCAAAGAAGAGAAUUGGAACGUAGACAAACACGAACACGUAGAAAAACGUAACAAAUAGGCCUGCCUACAACACCUCCAACAACGUGAUCACCUUAACGUCUUUUGUAUAUUUCAUGCAGAAACACCAAGACAAAGAAGAUGUAAAUACCUUAAAAUGAAUAAAACCAUUUUCCUGUAAUAUAAAGGACAGGUGCGGGACCACUAUUCAGCCUUUUGUAAAGAAUGUAUUUAUAACCUCACAUUUUUUUUUCUGUUAAUCCUAUAGGACUAAACUUUGAUCCCAUGAACUUACAGCAACCUUUCAAGUAGUUUUUUUAUAAUAGAAACAUUGUAAUCGUUUUAAUGGAGAUGUUCAGGGGUAUUAAAGCAGAAGUGUCUGUGUACUGUAUAUUUCUAUCUGUACAUAUGUACAUAUAUGUAUAUUGACAGAAGUUGCAUACAUGUGUACAAGAUUGGCUUAGAUGAAAUGUGCCAGUUUGAAUGGAGAUGAUAAUUUUAUGCUCAUCUGAUGGGGAAUGACUCGAAUGGGGCAAUAACAAAACAUUUCUAAACAGUUAUUUUCCAUUAAAAGCCAUAUGAAGUAUUUUGCCUGUUAAAAUUCUAGUUUUACAUUUUGAAUCUUUUAGUGGUUACAUUGCCAUCUGGUUGCAUCAUGUAUAUAUAUUUACGCUUCUUAAUUUGCAUUAUGACUUGUAAAAAAUAUGAAAUUAUAAUGCAAUAAAAGUGUUAUCUUUCUUACAAAACUUUUGUACCUAAGUGGAUAUAAAAGUUAUCUGCAUCAAGAAAGACAUCAAUUAAAUGAAUUUGGAGUUAACGCCUUCAAUAUAUUUCUAAUAACACACCGAUAAUAAAAUUAAUAUUUUCUAGAAGUGUGUCUUAUAAAGGAAUGGUGAAGUUAUUUAUCCAAUUUACGGUUAAGGUACUUUGAUGCCAAAUAAAAUUUUGAACUAGUGAAA
Rattus norvegicus (Norway rat) is the source of this 5995-nucleotide messenger RNA. It is a transcript of the gene Cttnbp2, whose product is annotated as cortactin binding protein 2. Gene Ontology annotation, cellular component: FAR/SIP/STRIPAK complex; postsynaptic actin cytoskeleton; cell cortex. The record is from RefSeq and is a predicted model, not a curated record. NCBI's taxonomy places the organism in Eukaryota, Metazoa, Chordata, Mammalia, Rodentia, Muridae.